Messenger RNA from Tachysurus fulvidraco (yellow catfish), 3178 nucleotides. RefSeq names its product TBC1 domain family member 17. Lineage: Eukaryota; Metazoa; Chordata; Actinopteri; Siluriformes; Bagridae. The record is from RefSeq and is a predicted model, not a curated record. Gene Ontology annotation, molecular function: GTPase activator activity. The coding region runs from base 177 to 1634 and encodes 485 amino acids. The transcript has 10 exons. Gene Ontology annotation, biological process: activation of GTPase activity.
CUGGGGAGAUGGUGUCAUGUGACAGGAGGAGUGCAGAGUUUACUUUACUGUGCCAGGGGAUCAGCACCGUUAUAGCUUUAAAUAUUAUGCUGAUUUGAUCAUGCAUGUGACUGAAGACUCUGUAUGCCGGUUAUUUUAAUGAGCUUCCGUUCUGUUAGGACCUGUUCAGACUGCAUAUGGAGUACACGGGUUCAAACACGGUCAGCUUACCCAUUUAUGCGUCUCCGCUUGUGGGGGAAAUUACCUUCGGCUCCGCGUGGGAAGAAAACACAGACAGAGUAAGUUGCAUUUCUCAGACGGGGAACUCACUGCCAACUGACAGCGAGAUGCCACACGUGUCACGUGUCGCCCCUGUGACGUCACCCACGUCCGCUUGCCAGCGCGUGAAUCUGCCCGGUGUUAUGGACGCAGAGGGGAGAGUGGACGAGACCAGACUGCGGAUGUACAUAUUUAAAAAUGGUGGCGUUUCCCCGGAAGAGCGAGGCCUGGUGUGGCGUUUCUUGUUUGGAAUGUAUCCUUGUAGCUCUACAACUCUGGAGCGCACCCUACUGCUGGAAGAGAUGUCAGUACGUUACCAUGUUAUGAAGAAGAAGUGGCAACAUCUGCUUCCUGGGGCUGUUCGUCUGUGCCUUAAUGGCACUGAUGCUGAGCUGGUGGCAGCAGUUCAGUAUUUUGAGAAGAGACAAGAGAGAGAAAGAGAAACACAGCAGUACCAGUACAAGUCAAAAGAGGUCAAAGAAAGGAUUUCCUUCCUAGAGCUUCAGGCACAGGUCCUGUUUGAACGGGUGACUUUUGACCUGGAAGAACUUCAAGAGGCCAUACGUAUCAUUGACAAAGAUGUUCCGAGAACUGAUAGAGUUCUGGCCUACUACACGGAUGAAGGCCUGGGUAAUAUCCUGGUGCUGAGAGAUAUUCUGAUCACAUAUGCUGCUUUCCACCCAGCGGUCAGUUAUGCCCAGGGUAUGAAUGAUCUGUGCAGUCGGUUUCUGGAGGUCCUAGACUCAGAGGUGGACACAUACUGGAGCUUUUGCUGUUACAUGGAAAAAUUUUCACGAGACUUUUGUGCUGACGGCCUGUAUCGUAAAAUUGAAUUAGAGGCAGCUCUGCUAAAGGAGUUGGACCCUCAUCUUCAUGCUCAUCUUGUAACUAACAAUACAGACAGACUGACAUUCUGUCACAGGUGGCUGCUGCUGGGUUUCCAGCGCGAGUUUGAACAUGGUGAUGCUCUCCGGUUGUUUGAGAUUCUCAGUUGUGAUCAUCUGGAGCUCAUUUCCCAGCAGGUGGAUCGGGCACUCUAUCAGGAGAGACUGGCGUACAAACAUAGCCUUCAUGAUGAACCGGUAACAGAACCUCCAUCUGUUAACAGAGAGUUCACAUUUGAACUCUUCAUCUGUGCCACCAUUCUGCUGGAGAACAGAGAUUCACUGCUCAGCUGCAGAAAUGAGGUCCAGCUAUUGCAAUUCACAAACAGCCUGCAGGGGACUCUGGAUUUGAACAGCAGUCUGAAGAAAGCUGAGGAGCUUUUCUACAACUAUUGUAAGCGUUCAGCCAAGGAUUGCCUCAGUGAUCGCUACCAAAAACACAAGAGCAAAGAGGAGCCUUUCCUGUAUCUGCUGCGCAACCUGUUCUCCUGAGCUAAAGACAGACUUUCUCGAUAUUUCUGGAUGAGUCUAAAUUCAGAUGACUGAUAAGUAAAGUUUUUAUCAUAUUCUGGGCCAUUCUGAGGAAAGAAGUUUGUUGUACUGCACAAAAAUGUUCACAUGGCUUAGACUAAUUAGAAUAAGAACUGAUUUGAAUAAUGCUGCUUAAAUAACUGACUGGUUUAUGGAGAUGAUUGAUGAUCAUUCACGUUUUCUGUAGCAUAAGGAAUAUUUAAAUGAACAGCACUUUUUCUUGUUGAAAAUGUGUAUGCAUUAGUCCAAUAAAGUGACCCGUAAUCCCUGUCCUGGUUAGUCCCCAGAAUGAAAUGAACACAUACAGUUAAUUUAACACUGGAAUUUAACUGUGACUAGCAGAGCAUUCAGCAUGUUCUAACACAUUGCACAUUAGGGUACACAAAACAAAAAAGACACUUUUAUGGUCCAAACACUAAUAAUAUUCAAUUGAUUAAUGAAAAAUCUUUUUUUAAAAAUAAGGUCAUGUUGAGUGUUACUCUUGCAAAGGCAUUUUGUUUUCUUUAUUAUCGUAUACUGCGUAUAACAGUAAUUUUAAAAACUGUUGUCUGUAUUACUAUAAAAAAAAAGUCAAAUGAGAUAUGAUCAUGUCCAUAUAUGCUGCUGAUUAAUAGAACAGCCAUUGCUAAAUAUAAAAUGUAUUCUUUUUGUUUUAUGAUUGUUUUGAAAAAUAUAUGCUAUACAGAUUCGAUGUGAAGGUUUAUGUCAGACCCCUCUGGCUAUUUUAGAGUUUGGUACUGAAAAUAUCAGCUUCUUGACUUCUAAGUUAAAUUAGAUCAGUAUCCAAUAAUAGAAACAUUUGUACAUUGAGCUGAUGUUGUACUCAUGUGUAAGUUGACCACUGCACUGCUACUUCUAGAAAAGCCUCUGUGACGAAUCACAGUCAAUAGUUAGCAAUGCUCAAGUGUCAGUGUGUCAGAAAUGGACACCCACUGGGACUUUGUCUUAUUUUGGAAGGUGUGUCCUGCUAACGUGAACUACAGCUCAACUUGACAUCAAGGAAAUUGGAAAAUUCUCAAAUGUUUGGGAAGGACCUUUUUUUAAAUAAUAUCCUAAACAUACAUUAUUGUACACAAAGGGUUUUUGCGUGACUGUGCUGUUGGUGUUGUGAGGGAAUGGGGAACCAUUUGUGUUUUAUUUUAAGAUUUUUAUUUUAAGAAGCUGUUGUUUUCAAGUAACCGUGUGAGUCAUGUGAAUCAUUGAACAGAGUCCUUUUAGUGUAAGCUGCUCUGCUUUUCUGUCCUGGAAUUAAAAAACUGUGUAAUGUAAUAUUUAUUUUAUAUCUUUUUUCCUCUGAAAUUCAAAUAAUUUGAAGUAUUAGAGUUUCAGUGGUUCAGAGCUUAUCAAUUCUGAGCAGGAUUUUAUCUAGCCUCGUGCAGCUGAGCAAGUCAUGUACAGUAUACUAAAUGAUAAUGUUUAAAAGAAGAUUUUAAUAUGUCAUAACAACUGCAUAUGUACACGUUAUUAAAAAAUAUUUUUAAAAAAUAAUUAAAAAUAUAACAAGA